Dama dama (fallow deer) is the source of this 1221-nucleotide messenger RNA. RefSeq names its product high mobility group nucleosome-binding domain-containing protein 4. The transcript has a single exon. Gene Ontology annotation, molecular function: nucleosomal DNA binding. Gene Ontology annotation, cellular component: nucleus; chromatin. Lineage: Eukaryota; Metazoa; Chordata; Mammalia; Artiodactyla; Cervidae. Gene Ontology annotation, biological process: chromatin organization. The coding region runs from base 201 to 473 and encodes 90 amino acids. The record is from RefSeq and is a predicted model, not a curated record.
GUUCCCGGCAGCGCCCAGCUCCGGGCGUCUCUUCGCCAGCCUGCGGUCUGCGACGGCCCUGCCUCAGCCCCGGGCACCGGCGCUGCAGGCCGGCAGCUGGGAGUCCCGCGCCCCUCGGACGGCCGCGAGACUCGGAAAUCUUUCUAGGAACAGUGAGAAAGACAGAAGAACCCCUUGGGCUGCCAAGCACUGCUGCCACCAUGCCCAAGAGAAAGGCAAAAGGAGAUGCUAAAGGUGACAAAGGGAAGGUGAAGGAUGAACCACAGAGGAGAUCAGCACGGUUGUCUGCUAAACCUGCCCUUCCAAAACCAGAGCCCAGGCCAAAAAAGGCCCCUGCAAAGAAGGGAGAGAAGCUGGCCAAAGGGAGAAAGGGGAAAGCAGAAGUCGGCAAGGAUGGGAACAACCCUGCGAAAAACCGAGAUGCCUCUACAGUCCAGUCACAGAAAGCAGAAGGCACUGGGGAUGCCAAAUGAAGUGUACCUUUUUGAUAGCUCUGUACUUCUAGUGACUCUACUGUUUGAAAUACUAUUUUUAAAUCAACUUUUAUAAAAAUGUAGAUUUUUUUUUAAGUUAUGUUGUUAGCACAUGAGAUACUUCAUUGUUGUCUUUUGUGGAAAGGGCAAAUAACCACUAGUAGAAUGUUUCAGAAGCUGGAUUGAAAUGGGGGGAAAUAGAAGUAUUUGAAGAUUAUUCUUGGUUCCCGGGAGAGAUUCUCUGACAUUCACACAUGUCAGCCACUAUGGCUCAGAAGCCUUACUGUGUGGAGAAAAAUUACUUCAUGUCUUCUCCUUUCUUGAUGUCAUCAGCACAUUCUUGACUUCCUGAAACCAGGCGUCAUGAUACGGCCUUGACACCCGUAGAAUCAGCUGCAUCGGGUAACAAUACUCAGGCUUUCUGGUGAUGACAUCAAGAUGGUGUUACUCAGAAGAACCAGGAUUCCUGUUUGUAGUUUGUGAAUCAUCUCAUUUAUAAUCCUGGAGUUUUUAGUUCCUUUCCUCCAUGUCAGAGUUGACCUGUGAAAAUCUCUUAAAUGCCUCAUGUGAAAUAAUCACCCUUUUUGAAAAUUUUUCCUGUUUAUUGUAACAACAGACUUUGUUGACUUUUUGGAGAGGGGAGUUUGAAAAGUUGUAAGAUGUUAUGGAAUGUCACCCAUGUCCUGCUGGAAAUAACUAUUUUUGAAAAGUCUCUUAUAAAGCUGGAUACAAGUUAAAAAAAAAAAAA